AUGAAACAAAAUAGUAGGUUCUUGAUUUUGUUUCUCUCAUCCAUUAACGUCUUCUUCAAGAUCACCGGCGCUGCACCGGCAAGUCUACCGUCAAGCGCCAUAUUUCCGGCGUUGAUAGUGUUCGGGGAUUCGUAUGCCGAUACCGGAAACAAUAAUUACCUCAAUACGAUCGCAAAAUGUAACUUUCCACCUUACGGUAUCAAUUUCGAAGGUGGUAUUCCCACCGGAAGAUUCGGAGACGGUGAAGUUUUUCCCGAUUUAAUAGGGUCGUUGUUAUCGGAAGGUUUGGGAAUUAAACGAACAAUACCAGCCUCUUUAGAUCCGACUUUAACAUCUAAAGAUCUUCUCACCGGUGUUAGCUUCGCUUCUGGUGGUUCUGGUUUUAAUCCCUGGAUAUCCCAAAGCAGGUCAGCAUUGUCAAUGGAGGGCCAGUUAAAAAAAUUAGAAGAGUAUAUUGAAAAACUGAAGAAAAUUGGAGGGGAAGAAACAACGGACGAUAUUAUAUCGAAAAGCUUAUUCCUCGUUGUCUCCGGCAGCAACGACGUGCCCAGCGCUGCGGCUGGAAACCUCCAGUACGACGUCGAAUCGUACACCUCUUCCGUCAUUAAAUUUGCCUCCGAUUUCAUGAAAAAACUAUAUAGAUACGGAGCAAGAAGAAUACUGGUAGUAGGUGUACCACCAUUUGGAUGUUUACCAUCACAAAGAACAUUAGGAGGAGGUCUUCAAAGAGAUUGUGAUCAAGAUUACAACAAUGCAUCAAAGCUUUUCAAUUCAAAGCUCUCUUCCAUGUUGGAUUCACUAUCACCAACCUUACAAGAUACCAAGUUGGUGUAUUUUGACUACUACAACUCUCUCCUUGAGCUCAUCCAAAGCCCACAAAGAUACGGAUUUGAAGUGGUGGAUAGAGGUUGUUGUGGAACAGGACUGAUAGAAACCCUUUUGUUGUGCAACAGAUAUACGUCAUCGAUAUGUCCAAAUAUAUCUGCAUAUUUGUUUUGGGAUGCUUAUCAUCCUAGCGAAAGAGCUAAUAGAAUUUUAAUCUCGAAACUUCUUGAAAAAUCAGUCCCUAUGUUGUUGUGA
Eutrema salsugineum is the source of this 1080-nucleotide messenger RNA. RefSeq names its product GDSL esterase/lipase EXL3. Gene Ontology annotation, molecular function: hydrolase activity, acting on ester bonds. The record is from RefSeq and is a predicted model, not a curated record. NCBI's taxonomy places the organism in Eukaryota, Viridiplantae, Streptophyta, Magnoliopsida, Brassicales, Brassicaceae. Gene Ontology annotation, cellular component: extracellular region. The transcript is spliced from 5 exons. Bases 1 to 1080 code for a protein of 359 amino acids.